This is a messenger RNA of Danio aesculapii, 7265 nucleotides long. RefSeq names its product remodeling and spacing factor 1b, tandem duplicate 1 (gene rsf1b.1). Gene Ontology annotation, biological process: regulation of DNA-templated transcription. The transcript has 16 exons. The record is from RefSeq and is a predicted model, not a curated record. The coding region runs from base 58 to 5337 and encodes 1759 amino acids. Gene Ontology annotation, cellular component: RSF complex. NCBI's taxonomy places the organism in Eukaryota, Metazoa, Chordata, Actinopteri, Cypriniformes, Danionidae.
CAUAGUCGCGGUGCAUUGUGGGAAGGUUGUGGUCCUCCAGCGGCUCGGUUCGGAAUAAUGUCUGCCUCGGAGGAAGCGGACGGUUCUUCCCCGGGAUUGUGCCCCAGCUUCGCCGUGAUCUGCUCGUUUCUUGAGCGGUACGGAGCUCUGCUGGACCUGCCGGAGGUGUCGUUCCCAGAGCUGGAGCGCAGCCUGCAGGACAGCAGCGCGGUACCCAAACUUCUUGUGGACCUUCACGUGAAAUUAUUAAGGAAAAUUGGCAAAUCUGUGUCUGCAGAGAGAUGGGAGAAAUAUCUCAUAAAGAUCUGUCAGGAGUUUAACACAACAUGGGCAUGGGAGUUGGAAAAAAAAGGUUAUCAAGAGUUGACAGUGGAGUGUAAGACAGGAAUAUUGAAGUAUUUGUGUGAAUGCCAGUUUGAUGACAAUGUCAAGUUUAAAAAUGCUAUCAAUGAAGAAGACCCGGAUAAAAUGCGACUUCAGCCCAUUGGCCGAGACAAAGACGGACUCAUGUACUGGUUCCAGCUGGACCAAGACCAUAAUGUGAGGAUCUAUGUGGAAGAACAGGAUGAUUUGGAUGGGUCGUCCUGGAAAUGUAUAGUAAGAAAUAGAGAUGACCUGGCUCAGAUUCUUGGACUCUUGAAGACUCAGAUCGAUCCAGCGCUCCUGGUAAAAAAGGAACAGGAGGAGGGCUCGUCUAGUAACAGUCCAAAUCCAGAUAAUGAGGAGAACAAAAAGAAAGAGGGAGCUGAAGUGGAGAAGUCACAAGAUGAUUUGUCCAAAUCUGAAAAUAAGGAAAACAUAUUAGAGAAAGAAAAUAAAAAGGAAGAAGAUGCAGAUGCCACAGAUGCUUUGUCCGAAAAGGGUUUAAAGGUGAAAGAGGAGCUGAAGAAACAUUCAGAGACCGCAAACGGCUCUGGCGUUAUUGCUGGAUCAAUCAAAGAAGAGCCACAGGCCGAUGAGAAAGUCUUUUCAGCACCUUCAAAGAAAGCAGAACAGACAGAGGAGGUAAAGAGAAAAACGCUAGAAGAGACCCAAAGAGCACUGAAAAAUGACCAUCAAGCUAAAAUCCCCCUGAAAAAGCGAGAGAUGAAGCUAAGUGAAGACUUUGACAGCAACAGCACAGGACUUCGAAAUGCUCCGAUAAAAGAAUCAAGGACGUGUUUCGAUGAUAGCAGGUCGAGUGCUGAAAAGAUCAAUGGCCAUGUACCACACCUUCAAAAAGAAGCAACCGAUUCAGAAGGUCUCUCUCGCUUUGAAUCCAAUGAAAGAGCAAAAGACGCCCAGGCGGAUGAAACGAUGGACACAAAUGAAACCAGAUUGCCCUCUGAAGAGAAGAUGGAAGUAGAGAAGCAUGAGGAGAACAAGAAAGCUUCAGCUAAACAGCACAAAACAACUCCUGCGGAAGAAAAACCUUCAACCGUAAGUAAACGGUCAGAAAAGACACCUGGUCCGGAAGAAGUAACUAUUGAAGAAAAUAAAACACCACCUGAAGAGUCAGCAAAAGAUCUGCCAAAAGAGAAAUCGAUUAAAGAUAUUCCAAACAGAGAGUCAAAAGAAGAAUCAUUGAAAGAAAGCAAAGAGUCAAAAAAAGAUUCAUUGAAAGAUGCCCCAAGCAAAGAAUCAAAAGGAGAAUCAUUGAAGGAAAGCAAAGAGUCAAAAAAAGAUUCAUUAAAAGAUGCCCCAAGCAAAGAAUCAAAAGAAGAAUCAUUGAAAGAUGCCCCAAACAAAGAAUCAAAAGGAGAAUCAUUGAAAGAAAGCAAAGAAUCAAAAAAAGAUUCAUUGAAAGAUGCCCCAAGCAAAGAAUCAAAAGGAGAAUCAUUGAAGGAAAGCAAAGAGUCAAAAAAAGAUUCAUUGAAAGAUGCCCCAAGCAAAGAAUCAAAGGGAGAAUCAUUGAAGGAAAGCAAAGAGUCAAAAGAAGAAUCAUUAAAAUAUGCCCCAAGCAAAGAAUCAAAGGGAGAAUCAUUGAAAGAUGCCCCAAGCAAAGAAUCUAAAGGAGAAUCAUUGAAAGACGCCCUCAGCAAAGAAUCAAAAGAAGAAUCAUUGAAGAAAAGCAAAGACUCAAAAGAAGAAUCAUUGAAAGAUGCCCCAAGCAAAGAAUCAGCAAAAUCAAAAGAUGAUAAAACUAAAGCUCUUUCAAAAAAAGAAUCAUUGCAAGAUACCUCAAAUGAAAAGUCAGCAAAAUCUCUCAAAGAGGGUGCAACAAAUGAUCCAUCAAACAAAGAAUCAUCAAAAGAUCUUGCAAGCGAAGAGGCGUUGAAAGAUCAGCCUGCAAAAGAGCCGACAGUGAAAGAAGAUUCGAUGAAAGAUCUCCCAAAUCAAGAACCAACAAAAAAAGAGUCGCAGAAAGUUCUCCCAGAAAAAGAGUCGCAGAAAGUUAUUCCAAGUCAGAAAUCUAAAGACCAAGAACAGCCAAUGGAAACUGAAUCAUUCCAGUCAUCAAAAUCAAAAGAGUCCCGGGAAAUAAUCAAACCUCAUUCUGACACAAAAAAGCCAGAGAAUGCUGAAGAAAAUAAACUUCAUGACAGCAACACAGAAAAAGAGUCAGCUGAAAAACCAUGCAUCUCAGAAGGAGACAAACUCUUAACCAGCGGAGAAACCGAGUCCAUUGGUUCUAAACCCUGUGAAGAUAUGGAUAGCCCUCAAGACAAAAAACAAGAGAAGUCUGGCUCCUCCAAAUCAAAAAUGGAUAUUAAAAAAUCCUCUGUUUCUGAUUCCAAAAAGUCAGAAACAACAAAGAAAGUAGAUGCUGAGGACAAAUGUGAUGCAGCUGAAACGGCUAAAAGUAACAAAUCGGAAACAGCAGAAGACAAAGAUAAAAAUAAUGAAACUGUGAAAACAUCACAUGAAGAUAAAGCUUCAGAAAAACCCAACGAAUCAGACCGAGAACAUGAAAAACAACCAGGUUCAAGGGACGGGAAUCAAAUGGAAACUGAUUCGGAGAUCCCUAAAACUGCUGAGGAGACAACAAAAGAAAGUGUGAAGGAAGCCAAUGUUCCUGUGGAUAAAAGCACCAGCAAACAAUCAGAGCGAGACGCGACUUCUGAAAAAAGCAAGGCUUCCGUUGUUGUUCAAGAAAAGAGUAAAAGCAUUAAAAAACCAGGACGGCCUUCAAAGAAAUCUCACGAGAGUCAGGAUAAGGAUAAAACUGUAGAAGAGGAAGAAGAUGAUGGAAAGCGACAGGGAAGAGUUCCUCUGAAGAUGAAGAAACCAGCUCACAGAAGGAAGGCAGAGAUUCAGAGAGAAGAGCUGAAGGGAGAUUCGGAGUCUGAGACGACGGAUGGACGGUGUUUGAGAAGGUCUCCCAGAAUCUGCAGACCCACUGCUAAAGCCGUAGAGAUCCAGGAUAAGAAGGCGGAGCGGAAACAGGCCACACCGGAGAAGGAGAAGGAGGAAGAAGAAGAAGAGGAGGAGGAGCCUGUACAGAGGAAACCGAGGAAAGCAGAGCCAGAUGGGCAGACAAAACCAAAGCAGGUGGGGAGACGUCGAAAACGACAACCGUGGUCUCGCAUGAGGCGUAAAAAGAAAUCUUCAGAGGAUGAGGAAGAUGAAGAGGAGAGCGAAAGUGAGGAAGAGGAGACAGAGGAGGAUGACAGCGAUGAAGACUACAAGGUGGAGAAGAGCAAGAAGAGACGGAGAAACCGAAACCGUGAGCGGCGCAGCUCUGACUCCUCCACCUCUUCAUCAGAAGACGAUACACCCAAUGACGACCCCUGCAAACACUGUGGCCUUCCCAACCAUCCUGAACUGAUCCUGCUGUGUGAUUCCUGUGACAGCGGCUACCACACUGCCUGCCUGCGUCCUCCGCUCAUGAUCAUUCCAGACGGAGAGUGGUUCUGUCCUCCCUGCCAGCACAAGCUACUUUGCGACAGACUGGAAGAGCAGCUGCUGAAUUUGGAUGCCGCCCUCAAAAAGAAAGAACGCGCAGAGCGGAGGAAAGAGCGACUAGUGUAUGUUGGCAUUAGUGUGGAGAACAUCAUCACGCCCUCUGUUGAAGUGGAGGAAGAAAAGGAAGAGGUUGUGGUGAAGGAUAAAACGGAGACUAAGAAGAGCAAAGGCUGGGGACGGAGAUCAACCAGAGCCAAGAAAUACAUAAGCUACAGAUUUGAUGAGUUUGAUGAAGCGAUCGAAGAGGCGAUUGAGGAGGACAUCAAAGAGGCAGAAGGUGGAGGAGCAGGACGAGGGAAGGACAUGGCGAACAUCACAGGCCACAGAGGGAAGGACAUGUCCACCAUCCUGCAGGAGGAAGGGAAGGAGAACGGCCGACCGCAGAGAACUAGCGCCGCACAGAAGAAGAAACGGCGGCGUCUCAAUGAUCUGGACAGCGACAGCACUGUGGAUGAGGAGGAAAGUGAAGACGAGUUCCGCCUCAGUGACAGCAGUUCUGAGGAGGAGUUUGUUGCGUCUGAAAAUGCAGAUAGUGAAGACAACGCGCCGUCCUUAGAGGACAGUGACUUCGACAGUGACGCUCUAGGUCCACGAGCGAAUCCUGCGAACAGAAAGAGGACGAGCCGGAAUCGAAACCGGAGAAAACAACCUCCGCGCAGAAGACGCAGACCCAAAGGAUACUCUGAUGAAGAGGAGCUGGAGACUGACGAAGAGGAGGAAGAGGACGAGAUGGUGACGGAGGGCUCUAGUAACUUCAGUGACAGUGAUCUGGACGUCCGCUGUCGACGCUCGUAUCGCAGCCGAAAGCAAGAGGUGAAUUACUGUGAAACUUCAGAUUCAGACGGCUCGCAGGCCAGCACCAACAAAGACAAGAAGAAGAAGCGCAGACGACUGUCCAGCUCUGACAGCGAAGCCAGUUUCCAGUCAGCGGAAUCAGAAGAAGAAGAGCGAAAACCCAAGAAGAUCAGAGCCGACUCGUCUGAGGAGGAGGAAUCCAGGAAGCGACGCAGACGUUUAUCCCUAAAGCGCCGACGGGAGUCAGAGGACGAUGACGAUGAUGAUGAUUCAGAUGAAUCCGAGGAAGAGGAGCGUCCCAUCCGGAAGCGAGUAAACCGAAUCGACUCUGAUGACUCUUCCAGCGAGAGCGAAGAAGAGGAGCAGGAGGUGAAGAAAAGCCCGCAGGAGAAAAACACAGAGGAGACGAGUGCUAGUAAAGGACCCAGUCCAAUAAACGACACCACGGCAGAGCCUCCUUCUACUAAUGGACAGAGCCCUAUAAAGGGUCUGGAGGGUGGCGCGCCUCGGCCCACAGCAGGAGCAACGUCUAAAAAUGGCAACACACCAUCCAUAGCACCCAAUGGCCUGGAAGCCGGCGCACAGGAAGAAGACGAAGACGAUCUUUUGGGAGUCACAGACCUCGUAGACUAUGUCUGCAACAGCGAACAGUUAUAACCUGGCAUUCAUCUUCAUCUUUUUGUAAACCCUCACCACAGAUCUCAUCAACAGUCCCUGUUAUAAAAGUGCCAGUGGAACAGAUUGUCCAUGACACGUUAAUAAUAAUAAUAAUAAUAGCUGUAAAUAUUUUACCGAGCAAAAAGUAUCAAGAGAAGGACACGGCAAUCCUUUCCCUGAGAUGUUUCUUCUCAAACGAAACCCUCUCUGGAAGCAAAACCUCAAAAACCUCUUUCUUUUUUACACUAAUCACUCAGCCAUCUGACAUUGGUCAUGUGUUUCGAUCUUCACUGCUGUCUGUCGCACAUUUCAAAGAGAAACCCGGAAGUGGGCGGAGUCUGUGUGAAUGGGGGAGGAGCCUGAGGUGAUGUGCGAUUCCACUCCGAGGCCAUUUUUUUUAAACAUUCGUCUUUUUUAUAAUCAACAUACGAGCGGAAGUUAAAUUUCUAGUGUCAUUUUGGUGGGGAAUUGUUUUUAUUAAGUGAUGUCAUUAUAAGCUUUGUUUUGUUACACUAUUUAUUACAGAAUUGUAAUUUGUACCUGAAAUUAUCGCUUUUGGUCGCUCGCACCGUUAAGAGCUAACGAUUCCUGGAAGUUUGUCUAACGGUGAAAAUUAUUAUUAUUAAUAUUAUUAUUUUUCUCAUGCCAACAUAUUAAAAUUCAGUUCUAGCACCAUGUGAAGUCAAACACUAUUUACGCUGGCAGCUUUUCAAUGCGUCAAAUGCCAAAUCUUCCACUUGAGGAUAAAACUGAGGACUCUCCCACGCCGUUGUGCAGUUUGUUUCUCUGUUCAUCUCAGAUUUUUCCAUCUAAGGGAUUGUUUUUUUGCCCAUCGUAUCUGUGUUACAGUGUACUAUAUUCGUUUUCUUUAUAUAAAUAUAUGAAUAUAAUCAUUGUAUUGUUUUGUUUUUCUCCACAUGCUGAUUAUGUAUUUUCAUAAAUUGCAAAGCAAUACAUUUUUCUUGCAAGACAUGCAGGAAGAAAUUCUUCAUCUCCUGGUUUCCUCUAUUUUUAAAGGUAAUAUUGAAUAAUUUCCGACCCUUCCGAGAGCUUCAAGAUGCGCCCGUCUGACAGACAUGGUAUAGUCUUGCAUUAUCCUGGUGUGUAUAUCUGUAGUUUUUUUGCUGUAACAUAUUAGAAGCAUUUUAAAGUUAUACAUAGCAGUCCUUUUUAUGAUUGCGGUUGUUUAUAUUUUGUUUUGUAGGUACAUUUGUACCACUCCAAAGUGGGCACGUCUGCCUCAUUUUCAUAGGUUUUGUUUUUUCUUUAGGAAUUUUCCGUCUCUCUGUCCUAUUUCCACUGAUAACUAAAACAUUUCCAAGAAUGAUCUGCUCUCCAAAAGGAAAUACAUUUGAUAUAAAGCCCGAUGACAGAUUUUAUUGUUUUGGUGUCAGAAUUGAUCGACAAAAGUUGUGUAAAAAUCUCUUGUACAUUAAUGUCUAUGCUUGGCAUGCACAUAUCUUCUAGUCUGACUUUGCUUUUGCAGAUUUGCAGAAUAAAUCUUCCCUAUUUUUUUUUUCUUCAAAAUGAGAGGAAGAGCAUUAUUAGGAACAAAACCACAACAAUUCCCCAGAGGUGAUCCUUCAACAGUAUUGCGUCAAUAUUCAGCCGUCUAACUUAAAAAUCAAAGGUACAGACAUCAAUUUGAAAUUGAAGCCCAGCCUAUAAUGACACAGUGUAUAUUUGUAUUUGACAUUUUUGAAAAAAAUGUCUCCGCUUAAUUUGAUAUUAUGAAUGCCGAGACCAGUGUUUGAAGAUGCCUGAUGUAGUUUGACAGCAGAUGGACAGAUACCGUCUGGUUUUAGCAUUUAGAAGCGUCCUUUGUGUUCGUCUGUUCCUCUUUUUUUGAUGUUUUUGUUAACUGUACUGUAAUUUCUUUAAUAUGAUUUACUAUCUUGUACAUUUGUCAUAAUAAAAACGAAAUGAAA